AUGGCUGUCCCUCUGUUCCCGGUGAUAGCCUUGACCGCGGUGGCACUCCUGUCGUUGUACAAGUACAUUGUCCAUCCGCUAUUUUUCCACCCGCUGCGGCACAUUCCUCCAGCUCACUGGUCAAUUCCCAUAUUUGGCGACCUGUGGAUCACAUACCAGCGAUAUCGAUCGAGGAAUAAUGCCGUCACGUACGCGGCGCAUCUCAAACACGGCAGCGUGGUGCGGAUGGGCGCGAACGAGCUAAGUAUCAACUGCGUGGACAACGGCAUCAAAACCGUCUACGCUGGCGGAUGGGAGAAGCAUGCGUGGUAUCCACAGCGAUUUGGAUCUUAUGGCGUCAUGAACAUGUUCUCCACGAUCCACCACCUCCCACACUCACAGAAGAAACGGACCAUGGCCAACGUCUACAGCAAGACGUACGUCGCCUCGGCCCCCCAGAUCGCCGCCAACUCACGCAUUCUCUUGGGCAAACGACUCCUCCCACUGAUCGAAAGUGUAUCCCACACCGGCGAGGCCGUGAACGCGCACGACCUGAACAACGCGUGCGCCAUGGACUUUAUCUCAGCGUACCUGUUCGGACUGAAGGCGUCGACCAACUUCAUCCAGGACGUGGGGGCUCGCAAGCGGAUUCUAAACGACUACCACUGUCGGCGGGAGUACGAGUUCUUCUCCAUGGAAGUGCCGUGGCUGAAAUCACUAACGCGCAAGCUCGGGUGUCCCGUGGUUCCGCAGUUCGUUGACGACGCCAACGUCAAUCUCGAGAACUGGAACGCCAGCAUGUGCGACGGAGCCGAGAAGUACCUACAACUAGCAACCAGUAGCAACAACGCAGACCGCUCUUCUUCUUAUCCAGGCGACGAACCAAUCGUCUACAAGCAAUUCAGCACAGGCAUCACAAAUCUCCGCAAAAAAGAUCCCCUGGCAGGCAAAGACGCCGAAGACCAAGUGACGAUGCCCUCGACGCGAGGAGAAGAUGCAGAUGCCACUAAUAACACUACCGGUACCACCCAAGCCGAAAUCUACAGCGAAAUGCUCGACCAUCUUGGCGCAGGCCACGAAACUUCCGCCGUCGCCUUGACUUAUCUGUACUGGGAACUGAGCAAGAAGCCUGAUUUGCAGAAACGGCUUCGUGAGGAAUUGCUCACGUUGACUCCGAAGAUUGUCUGGCCACCAUCACCACCACAAUCUGAUUCUGAAGCUGAAUCAUCAUUCGACCUUCCAGAUCCAAAACAGAUCGACGCCCUACCACUCCUACACGCCAUCGUCAUGGAGACACUCCGUCUCCACGCGCCCAUUCCAGGCAUGGAGCCACGCAUCUCCCCUGCUGGAAAUAAUACAUUAGGUUCCUACUCCAAUAUCCCAGGUGGUGUGCGUGUCUCAGCCAUGCCGUACACACUGCACCGGAACCCCGAAGUGUUUCCGGACCCGGAGACGUGGAAACCUGAACGAUGGCUUGCGGCCACGAACACCAACAACACUACUGCAGACGCUGCUGCAGACCAUCUCAAAGAAAUGCAUCGCUGGUUCUGGGCCUUCGGGUCCGGCGGCCGCAUGUGCAUCGGCAGCAACUUGGCAACUCAAGAAAUCAAAUUGCUCACUGCGGCCCUGUACACAAAUUGGACCACGGAGAUUGUCGAUGACAAGGAUAUCCAUGAGAUCGACGCUUACACUAUUAGACCGACGAGUAAUCGGCUCAUGCUGAGGUUUCGACCUGUUUCGGAAGGAGAUACCUCUUGA
This is a messenger RNA of Exophiala dermatitidis NIH/UT8656, 1737 nucleotides long. RefSeq names its product unspecific monooxygenase. Gene Ontology annotation, molecular function: heme binding; monooxygenase activity; oxidoreductase activity, acting on paired donors, with incorporation or reduction of molecular oxygen. The transcript has 2 exons. The record is from RefSeq and is a predicted model, not a curated record. The coding region runs from base 1 to 1737 and encodes 578 amino acids. Lineage: Eukaryota; Fungi; Ascomycota; Eurotiomycetes; Chaetothyriales; Herpotrichiellaceae.